AUGACAAUACAACAUCCAAAGACAGACAAAAUCAACUUGAAGGGGUUGACACUGCUUGAGCUAGAAGAACUGGUGACACAGUGGGGCGAACCGAAAUAUCGUGCGAAGCAACUGAUGUCAUGGAUGUAUCGCGGACGAGUGGAGACAUUCGAGGCAAUGACGAACCUGCCCCACAAGCUAAGGCAGAGGUUGGCAGAUCUAGCUUGCAUCGGUGGGCCACAUGUCCUCACGCGCACGGCUUCCAACGCCGACACGGCAAUCAAAUACCUGUUUGAACUUACUGAUGGCAGCCGGGUCGAAAGCGUCCUGAUGUAUGAUCAAGAUCGCAUCACGGUCUGUGUUUCGUCACAGGUGGGGUGUGCGAUGGCGUGCGAUUUCUGUGCGACCGCGAAGAUGGGAUUUUUCCGUAAUUUGACAGUGGCGGAGAUUUUGGACCAAUUGAUAACAAUCGAACGUGAAUUGGACGACGAAAAAGGUGUGACGCAUGUUGUGUUUAUGGGGAUGGGGGAGCCGCUGGCAAACUAUGACCAGACUGUGAAAGCAAUCCGCUUGAUGACGGAUGCGAAUGGGUUAGGGAUAUCUGAAGGGAAGAUCACCGUUUCCACCUCCGGUUUAGCCCGGCGGAUGCGGCAAUUCACCCACGAGCAACUCAAGUGCAAUCUUGCCCUUUCGUUAAACGCCACAACGGACGAAACUCGAACACGCCUGAUGCCUAUCAACGCCAAAUAUCCAAUGGAUGAAGUCCUCAACGCCACACGGGAAUGGGCACUUGCGACACAACGACCCGCCACACUUGAAUAUGUUCUUAUCCAAGGUGUGAAUGACAGUGUUGCAGACGCUAGACGCCUCCGUAAACUGAUGGGACGGCUGCCGUGCAAGCUAAACCUUAUCCCCUUCAACGAGAUCGAAGGUGCCGAUUUUCAACGCCCCAAACUCGAUCAGAUUGAACGAUUCCGCCGCAUAGUCGCAGAUGGGCACCAUGUCGCACCGAUUCGAUUCAGCAAGGGCAGAGACAUCGCUGCCGCCUGCGGUCAACUCCGAACAAUUUACGAAAAGCAGGGCGUGAUGCUGCCGCAAGUGUCAUAG
This is a messenger RNA of Geodia barretti, 1086 nucleotides long. NCBI's taxonomy places the organism in Eukaryota, Metazoa, Porifera, Demospongiae, Tetractinellida, Geodiidae. The record is from the annotation of a GenBank genome assembly.